AAGAAUAAAUUAAAUGAAUGCAAGGUAAUGGAUCUUUUUUUAUCGAUAUCACAAGAUUUUAUCAGUAAAACUUAUACAAUAUUUUGAUGUGUGACCUUUGAUCCUGUUAUCUCUCAGAUAGUGGAAUAUCUAAUCUGAUUAGGGGGCAGGUCAAAGCAGUUCUUUUGCAAUGUAAUUAAAUAUUCACACAUUGGCCAAUCCACAAAAAAUAUAAUCUCCCAUUUAUUUUAAUGUGAAUAUCUGCUAUUCCAAACACUUUUGGCUGGUCUUUGUGACAUUCAGAUUAAACAAGUUUUACUGUCCAUGUUUGUGUACAUCAUUUAUUCAGAAAAUAAACCACUUAAUGUAUGGAUAGAACAUGAGAAUAUCCCUUAAAAUGUUGCAUGAUCACUAUAAUUAUGUAACUGUGACCCAGAAUAAUAUCACCCUAUCAUCUGGGUGGAUCAUGUAUUUGGAAUUUGGGAACAAUGAGGGCCCUGACGUGUGUUCUGUUGCUGAGCUUGUAUGUGGUCAAUGGGGAUUUUACAGGUGGAGAUCUCUGCAGACCAACAGAUGACUGUUGUCAUAUUGGAGGAACCUGUAUCUCUGGAGCUUUUGAUCCCUGCCCAACUGAGCUCAACUAUCGUGUGAAAUGUUGGCCAUCCUACAGAACAUGUUGCUUGCCCAAAGUGACCGAUCCUCCCACUGUUAAAACAACUCCCACUCGACCAGCACCAACACAAUCAAGCACAGUCAAAUGGAGCACAACCCAAGCUAGCACAACCCAGCCUAGCACAACUCAAGCCAGCACAACCCAGGCUAGCACAACUCAAGCUAGCACAACCCAGGCUAGCACAACUCAAGCCAGCACAACCCAGGCUAGCACAACUCAAGCUAGCACAACCCAGGCUAGCACAACCCAAGCCAGCACAACCCAGGGUAGCACAACUCAAGCUAGCACAACCCAUGCCAGCACAACCCAGGCUAACACAACCCAAGCCAGCACAGUCACAGCCAAAACAACUCCAGCCAAGCCAGAACCUACAACCGAAGUGAAACAGGAUGAUGAGUCUGGCUGUCACUACAGAGAUGAAUGCUGUAAAUCUGGGGGAACUUGUAUAGAUGGCGCUUUUGAUCCUUGCGCAACAAGGCUUAAUUAUCGCACAAAAUGCAACCCAACUUACCUCACCUGUUGUGAGAGCUCUGGGUCCACCAGUACAAAAGGUACAACCUCCACUGAAGCCACUGACAGUCCAUCUACCCCCAGUACUGUUGAGACUUCCACUGCUGGACCUGGAGGAGAGACAACCACUGUGGGUACAGAGGGUACAACAUCCAUGGGAACAGAAAAGACAACACCUGCUAUUCAGUCUGGUUGUGGCCAAGCACCAUUGGGCUACAUUGUAUCAGGUAGAGAAGCUACUCCUCAUUCCUGGCCCUGGGCUGUGUCCCUCUACCUUGACUACUUUGGCUGGAAUGACUGGAAGCAUCAUUGCACUGGCUCUCUCAUUGACAAUCAGUUUGUUGUCACUGCUGCCCAUUGUAUUGCCAAAAGUGGAGUGAGUACUACAAACAGCUUCAAGGUUGUGCUAGGAGGCCAUGACCAGAGUACUGUGAAUGGCAAUGAAGUUGUGGCUACCCUAGAAAAAUGGAUUGUGCAUGAGGACUACAGCACCACCAUCAAGGGAUCCCCCAAUGAUAUCGCCAUCUUGAAACUGAGUGAACCAAUCACAUUCAACCAGUACAUACAACCAAUCUGCUUGCCUGAUGACUCUGAACAGUUCACACCUAGUGAUUCCUGCUAUAUACUAGGAUGGGGAGAAACAUUGGGUACAGGUCCUAUGGGAAAACUGAAUGAGGUAAGCCUCAACAUUACAACUAAUGCAGAUUGUGAUUACUAUUGGGAGAAGGGGUCUGGACGUGUGGGACUCAUCAAGGAAAGCCACAUCUGUGUAGGAAUGGGGGUCCCUGGAGCUUGUAGGGGAGACUCUGGUGGUCCACUGAUAUGUAAGAAGUCCAGUGGUUGGACCCUAGCUGGGUGUACAUCAUUUGGAGCAGCAGGGUGCCAGGAGAGAGAAGCCCCCAACGUUUACACCAGAAUUACAUCUUUCAUGCCUUGGAUCAGGCGCACAGUAGCAAACAAUUAAAAUAUUGAGAUAAUUUGGAGCCGUGGCAACUAACAUUGUGAUGUAGUGACCAUGGCAACUAAUUACUGCGAUGUAGUGACCAUGGUAACAUUGGUGUGAUUAAGUGACCAUGGCAACUAGACACUGUAAUGUAGGGGCGAUUGCAAACAAUCAUUUAAAUAUAGGGACUAUUGUAAACAAUGAUAUAAUAAGGGACCAUAGUAACCAAAAUAUCAAAGACCAAGAUGACAUUAACACAAAAUCGAUAUAACUUCAGUAUAAAAAGUUUAUUGCAGUUUUAUUUCGAAAAUAAAUUCUAAUACAGU
Molecule: messenger RNA, 2431 nt
Organism: Owenia fusiformis
Lineage: Eukaryota; Metazoa; Annelida; Polychaeta; Sabellida; Oweniidae
Source: the annotation of a GenBank genome assembly